This is a messenger RNA of Procambarus clarkii (red swamp crayfish), 1851 nucleotides long. The record is from RefSeq and is a predicted model, not a curated record. Lineage: Eukaryota; Metazoa; Arthropoda; Malacostraca; Decapoda; Cambaridae.
AUGCUUAGCGAGAUUUACCUAGGAAUAGAAUGUUCCCUAGCUCCAGGGACUGUCUACCCUUCACUAGCUCCAGGGACUGUCUACCCUUCACUAGCUCCAGGGACUGUCUACCCUUCACUAGCUCCAGGGACUGUCUACCCUUCACUAGCUCCAGGGACUGUCUACCCUUCACUAGCUCCAGGGACUGUCUACCCUUCACUAGCUCCAGGGACUGUCUACCCUUCACUAGCUCCAGGGACUGUCUACCCGUCACUAGCUCCAGGGACUGUCUACCCGUCACUAGCUACGGUGACUGUCCACCCGUCACUAGCUACGGUGACUGUCCACCCGUCACUAGCUACGGUGACUGUCCACCCGUCACUAGCUACGGUGACUGUCCACCCGUCACUAGCUACGGUGACUGUCCACCCGUCACUAGCUACGGGGACUGUCCACCCGUCACUAGCUACGGGGACUGUCUACCCGUCACUAGCUACGGGGACUGUCUACCCUUCACUAGCUACUGGGACUGUCCACCCGUCACUAGCUACGGUGACUGUCUACCCUUCACUAGCUACGGUGACUGUCUACCCGUCACUAGCUACGGUGACUGUCCACCCGUCACUAGCUACGGUGACUGUCCACCCGUCACUAGCUACGGGGACUGUCCACCCGUCACUAGCUACGGGGACUGUCUACCCUUCACUAGCUACGGUGACUGUCUACCCGUCACUAGCUACGGGGACUGUCUACCCUUCACUAGCUACGGUGACUGUCUACCCUUCACUAGCUACGGUGACUGUCUACCCUUCACUAGCUACUGGGACUGUCCACCCGUCACUAGCUACGGUGACUGUCCACCCGUCACUAGCUACGGGGACUGUCUACCCUUCACUAGCUACGGUGACUGUCUACCCUUCACUAGCUACUGGGACUGUCCACCCGUCACUAGCUACGGUGACUGUCCACCCGUCACUAGCUACGGGGACUGUCUACCCUUCACUAGCUACGGUGACUGUCUACCCUUCACUAGCUACUGGGACUGUCCACCCGUCACUAGCUACGGUGACUGUCCACCCGUCACUAGCUACGGUGACUGUCUACCCGUCACUAGCUACGGUGACUGUCUACCCUUCACUAGCUACGGUGACUGUCUACCCUUCACUAGCUACUGGGACUGUCCACCCGUCACUAGCUACGGUGACUGUCCACCCGUCACUAGCUACGGUGACUGUCUACCCGUCACUAGCUACGGUGACUGUCUACCCUUCACUAGCUACGGUGACUGUCUACCCUUCACUAGCUACUGGGACUGUCCACCCGUCACUAGCUACGGUGACUGUCCACCCGUCACUAGCUACGGUGACUGUCUACCCAUCACUAGCUACGGUGACUGUCUACCCUUCACUAGCUACGGGGACUGUCUACCCGUCACUAGCUACGGGGACUGUCUACCCGUCACUAGCUACGGGGACUGUCUACCCGUCACUAGCUACGGGGACUGUCUACCCGUCACUAGCUACGGGGACUGUCUACCCGUCACUAGCUACGGGGACUGUCUACCCUUCACUAGCUACGGUGACUGUCUACCCGUCACUAGCUACGGUGACUGUCUACCCGUCACUAGCUACGGGGACUGUCUACCCGUCACUAGCUACGGGGACUGUCUACCCGUCACUAGCUACGGGGACUGUCUACCCUUCACUAGCUACGGUGACUGUCUACCCGUCACUAGCUACGGGGACUGUCUACCCUUCACUAGCUACGGGGACUGUCUACCCGUCACUAGCUACGGGGACUGUCUACCCUUCACUAGCUACGGGGACUGUCCACCCGUCACUAGCUCCAGGGACAGUGUCCACCCCUCACUAG